This is a messenger RNA of Erythranthe guttata (spotted monkey flower), 1353 nucleotides long. RefSeq names its product uv-b-insensitive 4 (gene UVI4). Lineage: Eukaryota; Viridiplantae; Streptophyta; Magnoliopsida; Lamiales; Phrymaceae. The record is from RefSeq and is a predicted model, not a curated record. Gene Ontology annotation, biological process: negative regulation of ubiquitin protein ligase activity; regulation of nuclear division. Gene Ontology annotation, cellular component: nucleus.
UUUUGACCUACCGCCUUUGAAGAAAAUUUGAAUUUCAACUGAAACGGAAGGAAUCCCGCUCACGAGCUAAAUUCGAGCAGCAUUUUCAUUUCAUUUUGAAUUUCACAAAAAUUUCAUUUCUGCAAAUGAUUUUUUGUAUAAACUUCCGCCACACUACAUUUCCAAGAUCUCGCCGUUCAACCUCCUUCUCCGAAAGCUCCUUCUUCGCAUGAGAGAGUAUACAGAAGCCAUCCCCCAUUGUUAUUCUUAUUAGCAUCGCCCUUCUCAAAAACCCAUUUCUCGAAGAUAUUCAACACAAUGCCUGAGGCAAGAGAUCGAUUAUCGAGGCAAGAUGACGUUGUAGCAGCUUUCAGCAGAAGACGAAUUUCAAGCCCACGUGAUACAAAUAUUGGAAGGGGUAAUUCGGUAGUUUUUGUUCUGGAAGACGAAAGCGAAGACGGGCUUACUGCAGGAACACCGUUUCGGUGGAGAGAUAGGGCGAUGGUAGGGACACCUGGACGAAUGGGAUUGGUUACAGGACGCGGUGCUAUUGGGACUCCAAGAAUCGGGCGAACUCCAUUGACGAUUGGCCGUGAAAACUUGUCACCGGUGGCGGGAAGUGGCCGUGGCCGUGUUCGUGGAAGUGCUCUGCCGACUUGGUACCCGAGAAGGCCACUUAAUGACAUUACUCCUGUUAUGAGGGCAAUUGAAAGAAGAAGAGAGCGUAGGAGAAGUGGUGAAGGCCUACAAACGGAGAGUCCUAUUCUCCAGGACUGGAUAUUCCAAGAUCCCUCCGUAUCCACAUCAAGUGCUCGACUCGAGCACAACAUAUCUCUAAGAUCUCCACCCCCCACAAUUUUAAAGAGGCGUUGCCCACCGACUAUAGGUAAAGUUCCCAAGAUAUUACUCGAUAUCACAAAUCAGAAAAACGGAGAUUCAUCUUGCUUGACGCCACAAAAGAAGCUACUGAACAAUAUCGACACAGUGGAGAAAGUUGUGAUGGAGGAGCUUCGGAAGCUGAAACGAACUCCGUUGGCUAAACGAGCGGAAAGGGAGAAAAGGGUUCGGACGUUGAUGUCAAUGCGGUAAUUCUGACGGUUCUUUAGUGGCAAAUGUUUCUCAAUCAAGGUUGAGGUUUUUACAGUGAUGUGAUGUGGAUGCUGAUGUGGAAUUUCGAGUGGCUGGUUGAUCAUCUAUUGAUGAUCUUAUUAUCCUUAGUGCUUUUUGAUCAUCUCUUGAUGAUAACCCCCAUUUAAAUAGGUCUGUUUUUUGAUUUUGUUUUGCUAAAUAGGAUGAAUUUGAUUCUUGAUAAGCAGAUGUAAAUAAAGACUAUUUUUGGGUUCUAUUUGUUCUUACUGAGGUAUAUUUUUCUUA